This is a messenger RNA of Carica papaya (papaya), 1802 nucleotides long. RefSeq names its product zinc finger (CCCH-type) family protein / D111/G-patch domain-containing protein. Gene Ontology annotation, molecular function: metal ion binding; nucleic acid binding. NCBI's taxonomy places the organism in Eukaryota, Viridiplantae, Streptophyta, Magnoliopsida, Brassicales, Caricaceae. The record is from RefSeq and is a predicted model, not a curated record.
UUCACGAGAUAUGCACGUGACGUUGAUUUAUCCUUUCUUUUGUGAAACGACGUCGGAUCAUCUUGUUCGGUAUAACAUUUCUGCCUGUAGAGGAUUUCUUUCUUCUUCGGUGUUGAUCUCGCUCAUCUGCCAAAAGUCGAAUGGAUCCUCUCUCUUCCGCGCAGGCAACGGGAAGCGAAGUUGAAGAUGAAGAGAGAGCUUUAGAGAAUCAGUUAGAGCUUCAGUUGAAGGAUCAAAGAGACUCUCUCGCUGCCAUUAGUGAUGCCCUUGCUUUUGACCCUUCCAAUCCCGAGCUCCUCUUGGUUCAUGGAGAGCUUGUUCAGGCGAUCAAAGAUGCAGAGGAAGGGCUUCUUCAUCUUAAAAGAGCACGGCUGUUGCGAGAAGCUGAUUCUGCACUGCAUGUUUGCCAUCACUCUGACGAGAACGUUGAAGUUGAGCCCCUUGAUCCAGGUGAUGAUGUUGAACCAGAGCCCCUUGGGGAGCAAACCUAUUCUAUUGGAUCAAAAUGCAGGUUCCGUAAUGCUGAUGGACGAUGGUAUAAUGGUCAAAUUGUUGGAUUGGAAGGCUCUAAUUCUGCGAAGGUUUCUUUCCUCACACCUACAUCGGAAAAAAUGAUGAUUUGCAAGUUCUUUCUUCAACAAAGAUGUCGAUUUGGCGGUAGCUGCUGCCUGUCACAUGGAGUUGAUGUCCCACUAUCAUCCUUGAAGAAGUAUAUCCCAAUUAAAUGGGAGCAGUCAAUGGUAGGGACCAGCAUUUGGGCAAUUUCAGAUGGUAAAGCUGGCAUUUGGAGAGAAGCCGAACUUGAAUCAUGGGAUGAUGAAGUCAAAGUAGGGAAGGUUGUUUUUCGACAUGAUGGAAGCUCUGUGAAGCUUGGGGUUGGAGCUAUGACGAAAUCUGAGUAUGCUGAAAUAAGCGAUGAAGAUGAAAGUGAUUUCAGCGCCAAGCAAUCUGAAUCUGAUUCUAGUGACGAUGAGGAAGAGAGUUCACAGGGUUUAGGUUUUCUUGAGAGCACUGCCCUACAGAGGGGUAUCCAGACAGAAACUACCAUUUUCGCAAAAUGGGAGAAUCACACUCGAGGAAUAGCUUCCAAGAUGAUGGCUAAUAUGGGUUAUCGGGAAGGAAUGGGUUUAGGUGCAUCUGGACAGGGGAUGGUUGAUCCCAUCUCUGUAAAAGUCCUCCCACCAAAGCAAUCACUUGAUCAUGCUCUAAAAUCUCAGAAUGAUGUUGAAAAUAAAGAAGAGAAUCGAGGGAAGAAACGCAGUAGAGGUGGUAAGAGAAAGCGUGAAAAGAAGAAUGCAGCAGCAGUUAAGGCUGCAAAAGAAGAGGAAGAAUCAAGACCAGAUGUUUUCUCUCUCAUCAAUAACCAACUUGCCAUGCAUCAUGAAGCUGUGAAUGGUGGUGGGUCAGCAAAGAAGCAGCAAAACAAUGGUUCAGGAGAGGAAAAGAAGGUUGAUAGACGGGCUCUGGUUGCCUAUGAUGAUGAGGUAAAGGAAUUGAGAAUGCGAGUUGAGAAGCUUGAAGAUAUGCUAAGAAGAAACAGAAAAGAAAAAUUGGUUUAUGAGGCUGCGAUGAGGAAGUUAAAUGAAACCCGGAAAGCAUUGGCAGAGGCUGAAGCAGCUCAUGCAUCGGCAUCAAAUGCAGUUGUCAGCAGAGAAAAAGAGAAAAAAUGGCUAAAAUUUUGAGACACUAAGAUUUAUAAAUAUAAAUUUCACCAUAGUGCUGAAUACCUGUUGUUUUGACAUAAUGUAUAUUUCUAAGACCCGGUGGAACUAGAAAUAUAUUAUAUAGAAUUAGUUUAUGCA